Mya arenaria is the source of this 918-nucleotide messenger RNA. RefSeq names its product tigger transposable element-derived protein 4-like. The transcript has 3 exons. The coding region runs from base 1 to 918 and encodes 305 amino acids. Lineage: Eukaryota; Metazoa; Mollusca; Bivalvia; Myida; Myidae. Gene Ontology annotation, molecular function: nucleic acid binding. The record is from RefSeq and is a predicted model, not a curated record.
AUGGAUGAGUCUGGACUAUUCUACCGAGAAUCAUCGAGAUCCACAUUCUACACGAAGGGAGAGGACUGCGCCGGUGGGAAACGAGCAAAGGAGAGGAUAACAGUUGCCCUCUGUGCCUCAAUGACUGGAGAAAAGCUGAAGCCAGUCGUUAUUGGCAAGGCACGUAAGCCCCGAUGCUUUGGGUCGAUCUCUGUGGACAAACUGCCAGUCAAAUACUACAGCAACAAGACUGCAUGGAUGCACAGCUGGUGCUUCGAAGACUGGUACAGAAAGAGACAGCUUGCCCAUGUGCUGAGUGAGAUGGACAGAAACAGCAUCCAGACCGGUCCAGAAAUCCUAAGGGUUUUAAACAUUUUACAAGCCAUGUAUUGGAUCAACUCAUUAUGGAACGAAGUGAAGGCGGAAACCAUCAUGAAGUGUUUCUGGAAGUGUGGAUUCGGGGACAAAUUAUCAGCUAGUACAAGUGACCAUGAGGAAAGUAACACGGACAGAGAUGAUAUUGAGGAUGAUAUACCACUCGCUGUGUUGAGAUUGUCGCGCGAUCUGUUUAGUCAGGACUUUAACACCUUAGCUGACAUUGACAGCAAUGUGCAUACAUGCGACAACUCCAUGACAGAGUGGGGCCGCCCUGCUUCAGAGAUUCUUUCUGAGAUGAGGAACUCUGAUGAGACUUCCAGCAACAUUGAUGAUGAAGAGGAAGAAGAGUCUUUAAGAUCGGUAAAAGUGGUUUCAACAAGUGAAGUGAGUGAUUGUUUGGACACAAUAAAAGCUUUUGCUCUACAACGAUCACAGAGUGACAUGCUUGACGUGAUAAUGUCUGCUCAGGAUUUGUUAAUCAUUGUCAUACUGAUCCUUUACAAGGCCGUUGUUUAUACUAUUUUCGUGUUUGAUUCCCUUUACAUUGUCGUUGCCCACUGA